This is a messenger RNA of Fragaria vesca subsp. vesca, 1390 nucleotides long. RefSeq names its product peptidyl-prolyl cis-trans isomerase CYP40-like. The transcript is spliced from 10 exons. Gene Ontology annotation, biological process: protein peptidyl-prolyl isomerization; protein folding. NCBI's taxonomy places the organism in Eukaryota, Viridiplantae, Streptophyta, Magnoliopsida, Rosales, Rosaceae. The record is from RefSeq and is a predicted model, not a curated record. Gene Ontology annotation, molecular function: protein binding; peptidyl-prolyl cis-trans isomerase activity. The coding region runs from base 7 to 1101 and encodes 364 amino acids.
AGAGAGAUGGGGGAGAGACCAAGGUGCUUUCUGGACAUUAGCAUAGGAGGAGAGCUUGAAGGACGGAUAGUGAUUGAGCUUUACGACCAUGUGGUGCCCAAAACUGCUGAGAAUUUUAGAGCUCUCUGUACUGGAGAGAAGGGCAUUGGUCCCAACACUGGUGUCCCCCUCCACUACAAGGGAAACCGUUUUCAUCGUGUUAUCAAAGGCUUUAUGAUACAAGGGGGUGACAUUUCUGCUGGAGAUGGCACUGGGGGAGAAUCUAUCUAUGGGCUGAAGUUUGAAGAUGAAAAUUUUGAAUUGAAACAUGAAAGGAAAGGCAUGUUAUCCAUGGCCAAUGCUGGUCCGGACACCAAUGGGUCUCAGUUUUUUAUCACAACAACUCGCACUGCUCAUUUAGAUGGGAAACAUGUUGUGUUUGGGAAGGUAGUAAAAGGGAUGGGAGUGGUUCGUUCAAUUGAGCACAUUUCUACUGGUGAGGGCGGUGAUUCUCCGAUUGUUGACGUUGUCAUUGCGGAUUGUGGAGAAAUUCCUGCUGAGGCAGAUGAUGGAAUAUCUAAUUUAUUCAAUGAUGGUGACACUUAUCCUGAUUGGCCUGCUGACCUAGAUAAUAGUUCGGAUGAGCUUUCUUGGUGGAUGACUUCUGUAGAUUCAAUCAAGGCUUUCGGUAAUGAAUAUUUCAAGAAACAAGACUAUAAGAUGGCUCUUAGAAAGUACAGGAAAUCUUUGCGCUAUCUCGAUAUUUGUUGGGAGAAAGAUGGAAUUGAUGAAGAAAAGAGUUCGAGUUUAAGAAAAAUCAAGUCACAGAUUUUCACUAAUAGCUCUGCUUGUAAAUUGAAAUUAGGGGACCUGAAAGGAGCACUGUUAGACACUGACUUUGCAAUGAGGGAUGGAGAAAAUAAUGUGAAGGCAUUGUUUCGACAAGGCCAGGCAUACAUAGCACUUAAUGAUAUUGAUGCUGCUGUUGAGAGCUUCAAGAAGGCAUUGGAUUUGGAACCAACUGAUGCUGGAAUUAAAAAGGAGCUUGCUGCUGCUAAGAAGAAGAUUUCUGAUAGGCAUGAUAAGGAGAAGAAGGCCUACAGCAAGAUGUUUCAGAAAUAGUACUUUGCUGUCAGCUGGCUGUCUAUCCUUUGAUUUACAAAUGCUACAGGGUCCUAUCAUAGUUUAGUACCAAGUUCAACUGUUUCAGACAUUUUUGUGACGAGGAGCCCUGAUUUUCUGAAGGGAAAAUCAGGUUGUUCCAGUUCAUAGGAGAGUAGUCUUAUCCUUGCAAGAAAUAUGUAAUUGUGAAGAGUUAACGCCUGAAACUCUUCUCAUCGAGUCUUCUUCCUCUUUAGUUGGCAGAAGCCAGUGAUUUGGAACUUUUAUGUAGCAUUAAACCAAAAAUUUU